Trypanosoma conorhini is the source of this 366-nucleotide messenger RNA. RefSeq lists its product as uncharacterized. The record is from RefSeq and is a predicted model, not a curated record. Lineage: Eukaryota; Euglenozoa; Kinetoplastea; Trypanosomatida; Trypanosomatidae. The coding region runs from base 1 to 366 and encodes 121 amino acids. The transcript has a single exon.
AUGGUGCGUCGCGUGGCCCUAACGACGGCCACUUUCUGCGCUCACGGUGGGAGCCCAGUUGUCGUGGGUUGGUCUGCGGGCCAGCCGCCUUGCUGGCGUGUGGGUGUUUGGUGGGCCCCUUCCGGGGUGCGAAGGUGCAUCCGCCGGGCCGAACUGCGGUCGCCCUGUUUUGCUCUUUCCCGCUGCGGGGGGCCGACGCCAGGCGGAUACUCCUCGCGUUUGUUGCCCCGCCCGCGUGAGGGAAUUCCGCCCAUUGCGGUGCUCAUUUUUGUGCCUGUGCCCCCCUCUUGCCUCCUGAAGCUGGUGCGCCAACCUGCAAGCCGGCGGCGCCCAGGCCCGGGGGAGGGGGGAAGGGGGGGCAUCUAA